UUUAUUCCUAGAUCCUCGGUACUUAUAAUACGACCUUAUUGUGUAGCAAGUGCCCUAAAUACUCUUACUAAAACUCUUUUUCUUCCUUCUCCAGGUUGCAACGCUGAGACGAUGAGGCGCUGGGGUAACGAGGGGAGGUCACUCAUGCAACUCCUUCACUUCUGCUUCUCCAUCGGGGCAUUAUCAGCUCCCCUUUUCACAGCACCGUUUCUCGCCAAAAAGCUCAACCAAUCAGAGACCAACUUCAAUGCGCAGAACAAAGCGAGCACUCCUGGGCCAACUCAUGACCUCGUGUCUCAGACAGUUUUACCCCCAACGUCUUCAGAAUUGUUGCUCAACUUCUCUCGAGAAACUGUCCCAGAAGUCAACGUGUCUGAACAUUCUGCACUUACGAUAAGUUCAGGGUUCACCGAGCAGAAACAAACUACGGAAGUUCUUUACGCGUUCAUCAUCUCUGCCUCUGUGUGCCUAGUGGCGUCCGUGCCAUUCUUGGUCAUGUUCAUUCUCUCCAAACUCACGAGCUCACGGAAAGAAGAGACCACAUCCGUUGAGGUGAGCAGGGAGGGUCGUGACUUGCCGGUGGGCCUCAAGGUUUUGGUCAUGGGUUGGCUGUGCGUGUACUAUUCUCUCUACGCCGCCGUCGAUGACUCGUUCAUCUCCUACCUCAUGACGUUUUUGGUGAGGGAGUACGCAGACAUGUCCAAAACCCGAGCCACGUAUAUCACAUCCAUAUACUGGGCCUCUUUUGCUUGUUCAAGGUUCAUGAUGAUGUUCAUGUCCAACUUUGUAACGCCUCUACGACUUCUAAGUAUGUGUUUGUCUAUUAUGUUUGUUGCUCUUCUGUCGUUUUCGGCAGGGGCGUGGUUUGGAGAGAUGACUGUCCUUAUCGUCUUCUCGGUAGUCUUCGCCGUAGGAGUCUCAGCAGUUCACCCUGCAGGUUACUCUAUGUGCGAGGCGGAGUUAUUUCCCGUUACGGUUAAGGUGGCUACGUGCAUUUCAGUAUCAGCGGGCGUAGGUUCGAUGGUAAAUCCUGUCGUGAUCAGCUAUUUAAUGGAACAGGUUUCCAACAUGUGGUUUUGUUACACGCUCGUCCUCCAAAUCUCUGCUCUGUGUAUCGUCUUCGCUACUCUGAUGUGCUUUGUGAAAUGUUUCAUAAACAGGAGAUACGGCCCUCUAAAAGAUGAUCAACAGCCCUGAGUGAUUAAAGAAUUGCAACUAAGUAGUACACGUAAGGCGAAAAUGAAGGGAGAACUUUACAAAUUGUCACAAUUAACUGUGUCAAAAGUGAAAAACUCCAUUACAAAGCGCUUUAUGCACCAAAGGAGAAAUAAGAUUUUUAAAAAACAACAACUGACAAAUAAAAGUAACAAAUUCAAAUAUACGAAAAGCAACAAGCAAGCAAGAACCUGUCCUGGACUUGACCUUUGAGCACAGAUCGGCAAAGAGCAAUAAUUUAUUUUUCGUGCUGUGUGUCGUGUGUGUAAGAAUACACACUCGCACAUUUACAUGCAAUGUAACCCCGCCUCCUUGCGGUGAUACAUAUAUUAUGAAUUGUGUCAUAGAACUCAACAUAUAUACGUGCCAACACUGUCUCUAUAAUUUUUUUUGCGCUAUAAUUUUUCUUCACAACUGUCCAGACAUGUUUCUUUCGCUGGCGUUUUUUUCUUCUGGUAGAUCAGUUUUUGUAACUAACUUUUUGUUAGUGUAUAAUAUUUUGAUUCAUUUGAUACACUUUUUGGAAAGAUGUAAGUGGUAUUAAAAACUGAGCUGGUCAAUGCAUUUAGAUGUUUGCUUUAUUUCGUUUUGUGUUAUUCAACAAAUAAACAUGGACUUGUGAAUGCAUCUGGAAAGUCCCACUUGUUUUCUUUUCCUUUAUUAAUUAUGUUUGCCUGUCCUUCUUUCUUU
Aplysia californica (California sea hare) is the source of this 1905-nucleotide messenger RNA. RefSeq lists its product as uncharacterized. The record is from RefSeq and is a predicted model, not a curated record. Lineage: Eukaryota; Metazoa; Mollusca; Gastropoda; Aplysiida; Aplysiidae. The transcript has a single exon. Bases 112 to 1197 code for a protein of 361 amino acids.